GGCCGGUGUUAGGUCAGGGACGGAGUGACUCCACCCAGUCUAAAUCAUUGGCUCUACUCUCGGCGUAUGUCUGCUGGAGGUUCCUGUGAUCUUUGAUUUCAGUUGAGCAAUCCGUUUAGAAACAAAACUCCCAAAAGACUCCUCCUGUCCUUGCUGAGAGCGGGGCCGAACACAACGAGUCACGCGUGUUUCCAUUUGAGUUGUGUUUAGGAUUAAGAACUGCAGAUAUGUUUGGGAUGAUAAAAAACUCGCUGUUAAGCCAGAUUGAACACAGACCGAGUCAGACGCUGAACUCGGAAACCAAGGGAGAGCUGAGCUACGAGGAGAGGAGAUACGAGCCGGGUAAUUACGCCAGUGUGACCAUCAGUGGAAAGCCAUUCGACGAGGGAUCGGGUGAAGGGGCCGUAAAACUGCUCAAGUAUCUCGGAGGAAGCAACGAGGAAGGCCUGCAGCUGGGGAUGACGGCUCCGGUCAGCAUGAGCGUGCGGCCGAGCGAGGAGGGGGGCGGCCUGCAGCCCACUGUCGAGGUGCAGGUUCGCAUUCCCGCCCAAUUCCAGGAGAAGGUCCCCAAGCCGACGGACGAGAGCAUCGAGAUCAAACGUGUGGAGGGGUUCACCGUCUACUCCACGCAGUUUGGGGGCUACGCCAAGGAGGCUCAUUACGUGGAGUACGCGGGAAAGCUGCGGGAGGCGCUGGGAGAAACCGAGCGCUACCAACGUGACGUUUACCAGUGCGUGGGCUACGACCCCCCCAUGAAGCCCAUCGGCCGCAGGAACGAAGUUUGGUUCCUGAAGCAGGAGGAUGGGGCGCCGGUCGCAGGGACCGGAUCGCAGUGAGCGCUGGCCGCUUCUGUGCCGACAAACGUCCCAGCGGCACUUGCCGGCACCUCCUCCACCCACAAAACCAUCUCCCGAAUCUCUCAUCUGCCCGCAACUCACAGUCGUAGAGUCAUUGUCACACAGUCAUGGGGCACGCAAACAGGCCCUUCAGCCCAACCUGCCCAUACGGACCAACAUGUCCCAUCUACACUAGUCCCACAUUUGGCCCAUAUCCCUCUAAACCAGUGGUUCCCAACGUGGGGCGUACGCCCCACAGGGGGGCAGUUUGAUUUUUAAGGGGGGCAAUUCAGUGCGACUGAGGAGGUCUGGGUCCAAAUUUUCGAUUUUAAUUUUUUUGGAUUUUCCAUCAGGUAAACAUAUGUAGUUUAUGUUUCAGAUGUUAUUUUGAGUAAAUAAUUUUUUUGGGGUAAAAAAGGUCUUUAUUGUGUAGUUAUUACAAACAUAUGUGUGUGUGGUUGUAUGUCAGAUUCGGCCUUAUCACCACAAUGUUCUUUUGAAGCUUGUUUAAACCAAGGUAUUGGCGUUUUAAGCUUCUUCAGCUGAAACGGAGUUCACUUUUUAAAUGAUAAGAAUUAUAUAUCACCACAUGGGGGGGGGGGGGGGCAUCAGGAUUUUAGAGGUGAUUAGGUGGGGCAUGGCCAAAAAAAGGUUGGGAACCACUGCUCUAAACCCAUCCUAUCCACGUACCUGUCCAAAUGUUGUUUAAAUGAUGUCACAGUCCCUGCCUCAACUACCUGCUCCAGCAGCUCGUUCCAUACACCCACCACAAUUUCAGUGGAAGAAGUUGCCCCUUAGGUUUCUAUUAAAUCUUUUCCUUCUCACCUUAAUACUAUGUCCAAUAUGUUGCGGUCUAGUCGCCCUGGGGUUAAGACCCUAGACCAGGGUUCCCUGGAAUGCGAGGAUUCUGCGAGAGGUCGCUAGGGGUUCUGAUCAUAUGUAAAUGUAUUUUUGUGUUUAAUUUCAUAUCUGUAAUUUCAUUAUUACACGUGCGGCAUAUUCUUGGGAAAUUCUGGUGCAUGAAAAUAGGGCAUUAUAAUAAUAAAUAAUAAAGAUAUAUCAUAAUUUUUAAUGUUGGGGUUCCCUGAGACAUUCCAAGGGUUCCGCAAGGUUAAAAAGGUUAUGAAAGGCUGCUCCAUGCAUUCACUGUAUUCCCCCUCAUGAUCUUAUAUGCUGUCUUACCCGCUGAGUUGUUCCAGCAGUUUUGUGUCCAUUUUAACUGCAGUGGACCCGCAUUUUUGCUUCCAAUACUCUGUUGUGCUGAAGCAAAGCAAGAAUUUCAAUUGUCCUAUCUGGGACACAUGGCUCAGCACUUCAACUCCCCCUCCCAUUCCCAAUCCGACCUCUCUGUCCUGGGUCUCCUCCAUUGCCAGAGUGAGCAACACCGGAAAUUGGAGGAACAGCACCUCAUAUUCCGCCUGGGCAGCUUGCAUCCUGAUGGCAUGAAUGUUGAAUUCUCCCAAUUUUGCUAGCCCUUGCUGUCUCCUCCCCUUCCUUAACCCUCGAGCUGUCUCCUCGGGCUCCUCCUCCUCCCCUUUUUCCUUCCUUCUCCCCUCCCACCCCCCAUCAGUCUGAAGAAGGGUUUUGGCCUGAAACGUCGCCUAUUUUCUUCGCUCCAUAGAUGCUGCUGCACCCGCUGAGUUUCUCCAGCAAUUUUGUGUACCUGACAAUAAACUCUCUUGACUUG
Molecule: messenger RNA, 2523 nt
Organism: Leucoraja erinaceus (little skate)
Lineage: Eukaryota; Metazoa; Chordata; Chondrichthyes; Rajiformes; Rajidae
Product: heme-binding protein 1-like
Exons: 4
Coding region: 228-836 (202 amino acids)
Source: RefSeq, a predicted model, not a curated record